CUACCCCUUUGGCUUCCAGUACUACUGCGUGCAUAAGUUGAGCCGUGCUCUAUUUUCUGCUUUGACUUCCACCUUGCAAGUGAGUGCUCCAACCAUGGAGAACGGCGGCGAGCCGAGCAACAAGAAAUCGAGGUUGCAGGAGGAGCCCAUGGCGGCGGUGAAGCAGGAACGGCUAGAGAUGAAGGAGAGCCAAGGCGGCGCUGGCGCGCUGGCGACUGUGGAGGAAGCCAUGCAGGUUCCAUGGGUGGCCGCGGAGGUGAACCCACUCUUCUAUCUCUGCUUUGCAUGCCAACUUCCCCUCAGGCCUCCUGUGCACCAGUGCGAGGGCGGGCACAGGGUGUGCGGCAGGUGCCAUGGCGACCGCUGCACGGCGUGCGACCCGCCAGCGGCCUACAGCCCCUUCCCCUUCAUGGACGACGCGCUGGGCGCCGUGCAGCUGCCGUGCUGCUACAGGGCCGACGGCUGCGGGAGGAAGCUCAUGUACCACGAGGCCGCCGACCACGCGCUGCAGUGCGCCUUCGCGCCCUGCCACUGCCCGGGCCACGGCUGCAGCAUGUGGGCCUCCCCGCCGGCCCUCCUCGACCACAUCGCCGCCGCCCACUCCUGGCCCGUCACGGAGGUCGGUUACGGGAGCCCGUUCAGGAUCGCCGUGCCAACUCCGUGGCGCGGCGGCGGCACGCACCUCCUCGUCGAGCGGAACGACCCGCGCCUGUUCCUCGUGACCCUCUCCGAGUUCGGGGAGGCCACCGCUGUCACGGUGGUGUGCGUGCGGGAGGGCACGGCGGCGGCGGCGCCCCGCUUCAGGUCCACGGUCUGGGCUGAGGUUGCCAGCAACACGGAGGAAAAUUUGUUUCGUCGACUGUCCACGGUGCCGAGCAGCAGCGGCGGCGGCAAUCUUUCCGGUGGAGGGCCGCCGGUGUGCCUGCUGGUGCCACCGGACUUUGGGAGCGAGAACGAAGACCUCUUCCUCGGUGUUCGCAUCGACAAGCUCUGAUCCAUCGACGCCGCCAAGUUUCAUUAUAACCUUGUCUUAUAAGAAAGAUCCGUGGUACAAUCGUAAUCCAUCUGAACUGGCUUUAUAGUUUAUUAUCCUAAAAAUGAUCGAUCUCAUGUUUUAUUAUCGAGUAGCGGUUUUCGCAUGGAAGCAAGAGAUGAAAAUGUCAGGUCAGGAACUGCUAGGCACGCGAUGCAUGUCUUUUGGGUUGCAUUUUCGAAUGGAAGCAGGGAUCAACAAUUCUUAUGUCGUGUCUGAUCAAGAUUA
Triticum aestivum (bread wheat) is the source of this 1261-nucleotide messenger RNA. RefSeq names its product putative E3 ubiquitin-protein ligase SINA-like 6. Gene Ontology annotation, molecular function: zinc ion binding. NCBI's taxonomy places the organism in Eukaryota, Viridiplantae, Streptophyta, Magnoliopsida, Poales, Poaceae. Bases 95 to 994 code for a protein of 299 amino acids. The record is from RefSeq and is a predicted model, not a curated record. The transcript is spliced from 2 exons.